AUGGCCCACGAGGCCUACUUUGAGCAGGACCCAGGCCACUUCCUCGGCCGCUCGCUCCACUUUCUCCGAGCAUCAAUGGGCCAUCCCAGGCACCUACCUGGUCUCCCAGCCUCUGUGAACCCUGGGGCUCAGAACCCUAGUCUCUCCUGCUUCUGUGAAAUAGUCCAGGAUCUGGGCAGAGACUUCAGGCCUGCUUCAGCCAAGGACACCAUCAAGAAUGUCAUCAAGGCAUUGGAUGAGCUACUGGAAGUCCCUGGGGACCUGGAGGUCCUCACCCUGCCUGCCCAGCAGGUGGCCACCAACCUGCUGUUAUACCUGGAAGAAGUCCUGAGGACUCUGGCCAAGACCAUACCUGAACUCUCCUUCAACUACCAUUUCCCUUGGGACACAGAGCUGUCCCUGGUGAUCCAGGAGCAAGGGAAUAGAACCAUCACCCUGGGCCAGAGCCACGCACGGAUGCAGCUGAAGUGGGCUGAGGCAGUUGGCAUUGGGGAGCCGGGUAACAGCGGGGAACCAGAGGGGGCACCAGGGAGAGGGAAGAAGAGCUGGGUGUGGCUAGGGGUGAGGUCCCAAAUAUGUAACAAUUGA
Phyllostomus hastatus (greater spear-nosed bat) is the source of this 588-nucleotide messenger RNA. Its product is annotated as adhesion G protein-coupled receptor E5-like. Gene Ontology annotation, molecular function: G protein-coupled receptor activity. NCBI's taxonomy places the organism in Eukaryota, Metazoa, Chordata, Mammalia, Chiroptera, Phyllostomidae. The record is from RefSeq and is a predicted model, not a curated record. The transcript has 4 exons. Gene Ontology annotation, cellular component: membrane. The coding region runs from base 1 to 588 and encodes 195 amino acids.